Messenger RNA from Perca flavescens (yellow perch), 4798 nucleotides. RefSeq names its product AT-rich interactive domain-containing protein 5B. Gene Ontology annotation, molecular function: transcription cis-regulatory region binding. Bases 244 to 2970 code for a protein of 908 amino acids. Gene Ontology annotation, biological process: regulation of transcription by RNA polymerase II. Lineage: Eukaryota; Metazoa; Chordata; Actinopteri; Perciformes; Percidae. The transcript is spliced from 12 exons. Gene Ontology annotation, cellular component: nucleus. The record is from RefSeq and is a predicted model, not a curated record.
GCCACUGAAGCUAAAGAUGCUUCAACUGCCGUUUCACUGUGACUUCAACAUUAAGUUGUACUCUGUGGCAAACUUUGGCCACACCUAGAUCCUGUCCCAUUUCCACACAAAAAAAACAACACACACACACACACACAAAAAAAGCCUCUUUUUCUUUUUUUUUUCUGGUGCGUUUGUUUGUGUGACGGCGAGUCCCGGCGGUGUAACCGGAGAGGGGCCUCAGAGAGGGAAUGCAGGACUGCAAUGGAGCACAAUGCAAUACAGUGGUUGGGUGCCCCCUCCUGCCAGCGAGGCAGCUACGCCUUCUAUAAGUCGGUGAGCAGCAGAGCUCAGCCCGACGGGCCCGUCCAGGUGUGGAAGCUCGGGGAGUUUUACUUCAUCCGCUGUGGACCGCAGGAUCCCGUGUGCAUCGCAGAGGUGACCUUACUGUGGGAGGACAAAACACAGCGCCACCUACUGGCCAGCGCCAGGCUCUACUUCCUGCCCGAGGACACGCCGAAGGGCCGGACCCGGGAGCACGGAGAGGAUGAAGUUCUGGCGGUAUCCAGGAAGAUGGUGUUGCGGGUGGAGGACCUGGUGCGAUGGGCGUGUGCGGAGCCCGCAGCGUGGAACAGCGGCCUGAAGCCGCUGCCCGGCAACACCAACGGCCUCCACAAACCUCCACAGAGCAGCGAGCCGCUCAAAGACAAAACUGACAACGACCUGGCGGAGCGGCAGGGCAUCAAAAUUCUCAGCUACCCGCAGUACUGCCGCUUUCGCUCCCUGCAGAGACGCCUCCAGGACGGAGCGAGGGGCCCGGGGCUGCAGGACCCCCACCUGCUGGCCCUGGGAGGCGUCAAGGCGCUGCCCAACACCCGGCUGAUGUACUGCAGGGACACCUUCAACCACCCGACGCUGGAGAACAGCACCAACUUCUCCUGGCAGUUCAGAUGUCCAUCUCUUAGUCUUCGAGGGCGACCUCGCAAGAGGAAAGGCCGAGACGGUAAAGACUCGCCAAACUCCACCCAAUCGGAGUCCUGGAUCGAGCGGAUGAAGGAGAACGUGAUGGGCAGUGUAGAGGUCGGCUGUGAGGGCAGCUGGCUCCCCCACCCUGAAGAGCAGCUAUUCCUGGAUCAGCUCUUUGCCUACAUGGAGCGCCUCGGCUCGCCCAUCCACAAAGUCCCCAACCUCGGCUUCAAGAAGAUUGACCUCUUCCUCAUGUACUCUGUGGUCAAGCGGCUCGGAGGCUACCAAAAGGUGACAUUGGACCGUCUCUGGAAAAUAGUUUAUAACGAGCUGGGAGGAUGCCCCGGCAGCACCAGUGCUGCUACCUGCACCAGGAGACACUACGAGAGGCUUAUGCUUCCUUAUGAAGAGCACCUCAGAGCAGGAGGAGCCGAAUUCAAAAUCCCAGAAUCCCCCAUGCCUCCGAAACCCAGAGGGAUAAGAGGAAGGAAACCACUUCAGAGAGGCAGAAAACCAGGACCCAAAACCAAGGACAAGAAGUUGACGACCCCUGCUGCUCCUCCUCACACUCUCGUCAACCCGAACGGCACCGUGGUGGUGAAGAGAGGCCGAGGCCGGCCGCCGGGCACGCGCAACAAGGCCACGCUGAUCGCUCAGGCCAAGCUGAUGGCCCAGCAGCAGGCUAAAGCCAGAGCAGCGGGCGAGUCACAGCUGCACAGUCCUCUGCUUCCUGUCCGAGUCGGAGGUGGACCAACCCCCAGCAGCACACCCAGGCCCAUCCAGCCGGCUAUCCUCCCUGUCAACAUGCCCCUCACCCCCGACCUCUCCCCCAUGUCCGCCCCCUUCCUCCCCUUCCAGCCCAAACCCAAGGAGCUGAAGCCGGACCGAGGAGAGUCUGUGGCCCACGCUCCGGGCGUGCUCCUCUCCACGCUGCCUCGCCACUUCGUCGGAGGGUCUCUGGGCGGCUUCAGCCCCAUCAAAGGCGUCUGUCCUCUGGACGUCUUCAGGAACCGCAUCAGCCUCCAGAGAGGCCCGGAGAGCCCGACCCUGACGCCCCAGGACCCGGCCCAGCACCCAGCCCAGCACCAUCCGACCAUCUACACCCUCCAGCCCAAAAUUGGAAGCCCGGAUACGUCUCGCCCCAGCGGGGACCAGCUUCAGCCUCAGCUCCACUCGCUCCACCAGCAGCACAACCACUGCUCCGGGUGUAGCGUGGACGAGGCGGCCCAGAGAGGGGUCAGUCGGGACGCCAGGAACCGGCCUCCGUUGCCCCCUCUCCGGGUCCUGCCUUUGAACCUGGACUGCAGCGUUCAGGUUUGCCAGCUGAUGAGAACUCGCCUGGGCUCGUCCCAGUUCCAGACCUUCACUCGCCGACUGUCUGAGGCUCUGUCCCAGGACCUGAGCCCCAAGCCCCCCUGCUCUCCCAUCACCCCUCCCCCCGAGCAGGCGCUGCCUCUCAACCUCAGCAAGCGCUUCGCGGCCAAGAGACCCAGCACAGAGGGGCCGGAGGCGGGCCUGGCAGCGAUCAACGGGAACGCGGAUCAACCGCCAUCCAAGAGACCCAGACCCGGCUGCGCGGAGCAGGCCGAGGACUUGGGCCCGGGCGGCCGGCCCAGCUCCGCAGGAAGCGAAGGAGGAGAGGAGCAGGAUGUGGAGAUGAAGAACCAGGAGGAACCCGCAGACCUGAGCUCCCCUAGCCGGAUCAGGGCCUUCCUGCUCGGGCUGCCACCCUUCCAGGUGAAAUUCGAGGAGGAUCUGAACGGGACGCGGUUUGGGAAAUUUCUUCCUCCAGAAUCUGUGGCUGAAACCCAGAGGACCGAGACAGGAGAGGGAGGAGUGGUGGUAAAGAAAGAAGUAAAGGAGGAGGAGGAGGAGGUGGUGGAAAUAGAGCGAUGUGAAACUGAGAGAAGCGAGAAACUACAGAAGUCGGAUCAGCAGGAGAAAGAUCUCACUGGCCUCUCUGGUCCCGGUCCUGCAGAGCUGAAGAGAGCCGGGCCCUCAAACACUGAGUCGCACUGUUUUUAGCAUUACUCCCUCUGUCGAUUAUUAGCAUUUUGUGAUCAGAAAACUGUCGGAUAAAUCGGGGAUUUGUCGCUUUUUGGAAUGUGGGAAGUCGUAUCCACCGCGGGGCUUUGGUGUUUGUUUUGGACGCCGGAUGCUUCAGCGGUCGAUCGGGCUCCGGUUAAUGCCUAAAUACGCCGAGCAGGGAUGUUUCUUUGCUUCCUAUUUGAGCAACAUUUGAACUCGCAACUUCUCUUUUUGUUUCCCAUUUUUGUCUCCUUGUUGUUUAUUGCCUGCGUUUUUUUUUUUUUGAUCAUGUCGUUGAUGGAACUUUGCAGAGGAAUGACGACACUGAGACUCAUGACAAUCACAAAUCGGCUUCUCUUCCUUUCUCUGUUGAUUUCUGUCUUAAAAAAAACAACAGAGGAGUGAGACUGUGACUAUUUAACAAACACUGCCAUAACACUAUUAACUCCACUAUUCAAUAUUACAGUGAAAUAUUGAAUAAGAUCCAUAUUACUUCAAAUAAAAAAAAAAUCUAUUCUAUCUAUGGGUGAUGCUAUGCAUCAAUACUUCAUAAUUUAGCAUCUGCAGUGUACUGUAGUUUGGUAGUUUUCAUUUUUAAAUUGUACUCUACUUCUGCGGAGAGAGAUAGUUAUUUUCUGAUAAAGUGUCUGGAUGUUAUCUGGAGCUCCUCAGUCUUCACAGUAUAGCUCGUUAAGUGAAGCCUUUCUAUAGUCCUGCUCGUUAGCUAAAAAUUGUAUAAACCUUUCUUACACAAAUGUGCCUUAAGUGGCCUGCGAUCUGUUUCAUCGCCGGCUUCAAAUACAUUCGGUUAAAGAGAUACCUUGAUGUUGGACCGGUCUAGUUUUCCUUCACUCCUAACUUGGGAAGGGUGUCUUUGAAACAUUGGUGUGGAUACAAUACCGGAGAUGUUGUUACUUUGAGAAAUAUAAUGCGUUUCCUACAAAACUUUUAGCAAAAGAAGCCAAAGUCCUUACAUUUUAAUCCUAAUAUUAAUAGUAGCAGCUGUACAAGAAUGUGUCUGAAUAAAACUGCUACAAAAAAAGUAAGUUUUCAAUCAAGAAGUAUUAAAAUCUGACCAGACAUUCAAUGCCAGCUGACUCAUUUCCUACAGCACUAGUAAAAAAAAAAAAAGUGUUACGGUUGGAUACCCAGCCCUGUAAAGGCCGCUGUGGCCACACGUUGGCACCGUCGUCUUCGCCUUCUUCGCUCCCACUGUUGACGUUGGUCAACGGAUAAGAAAUCAGCACAGGAGGGACAACAGUGUGUAGAGAUCCAACGUGAACAUGUAGCCCAAACAUUCAGACUACCUCAGGUUUUACUUUUAACAUUUCCACCACAGACUUACGAUUCGCAGUUGCCGUUUGUAGAGGUUUGGGUCAUUUCAUGGAACCACCGGAAUGAUCCUUUUAAUCUGCAAUCUGUAUCUGGAUACGUAACACGGUGGGGGUGACCUGCUGGAGUGCCAGCCAAGAAAUAGUCUGACACAUAACCCCCUGCAAAACCUCAAAUUGAUGUUUUUUUACUUCCGGUUUUGUGUGUAUUAAAAGAAGAUUGUAACAUUUUAAUGGUGGAGCUUUACAGUGGCUGUUAGUUGUAUUUAGUUACUUUGAACAGAGCAGGCCUAGCUGUUUCUCCCUGCUUCCAGUCUUGGUGCUAAGCUACGCUAAUUUCAUAUUUAGCGUACAGAAACAAGAGUGGGAUGGAUGUUCUUAUCGAAAUCUCGACAAUAAAGCAAAUAUGUUAAUGAAUGUUGAACUAUUGCUUGAAAGCUUUAGUUUUUUUUUUUUAAUUAAUAAAACGUCCGUUAGAAUUCCAGCCGUUGCCA